This is a messenger RNA of Penicillium lagena, 1698 nucleotides long. RefSeq names its product FHA domain protein. Bases 1 to 1698 code for a protein of 565 amino acids. Gene Ontology annotation, biological process: protein ubiquitination; negative regulation of septation initiation signaling; mitotic spindle assembly checkpoint signaling. Gene Ontology annotation, molecular function: protein binding; ubiquitin protein ligase activity. Lineage: Eukaryota; Fungi; Ascomycota; Eurotiomycetes; Eurotiales; Aspergillaceae. The transcript is spliced from 3 exons. Gene Ontology annotation, cellular component: cell division site; ubiquitin ligase complex; mitotic spindle pole body. The record is from RefSeq and is a predicted model, not a curated record.
AUGUCGGCCUCAACUGCCACCACUGCUGCCUCGACCAUCUCCUCUGACGCUCCUCGCCCCGGGCGUCUGCGCCGCCUGAGCCAGCUCCGCGCGUAUACCCAGAAUCACCUCUCCUCAUCCACCCGGGGCUCCCAUCGCAACAGUCUCAGCAGUCGCGUGUCCUGGCGGUCCCCGACCUCCAACGCCGGUCCGGACUCCACGCCGUUGCACGGGGAGACCGCUGCGGGCCCAUGCCCCGACUCGGACCACCCAGCCCUGUCCCGCUACACGUCGGCUCCCACCUCCAGCUCCCGAGUCCUCGACCACGCCGGCCAAGCCUCCUCAACCGAUUCGGCACGAUCCACGCCUUCCAUUGACCCUGCGACGCAAACACCGCACGUCAUGGCACGGCUGAGGAGUGCUUCCGCCGUGCAAAGCCGGCCACCACCACCACGAGACCGGACGGCCAAUCCGGAGCCAUCCAGCUCAUCGCCCGAGCCCUCCAUGACGCAGGGCGAGUCGGCAGAGCCGACUGAUGCCGUGAUGGCCGAGGCGACCUCGCCGAAACCGAAGCAGAAGGCCACCAUCCGAUUUUUCCCUUACCAAGACUCUCUGCAAAACUCGAGGCCCUCGCUACCGUUUGUCCCCAUUACACGCACACUACCCUCCGAAAGCUGUGUGAUCAAGGUUGGUCGGUACUCCGAGCGAGAUGGCGUCCCUAUCCCCAACCCAGGCGAGCCCUCCGAUGCGCCCGUGGGCUUCAAAUCCAAGGUCGUCAGUCGGAAACACUGCGAGUUUAUGUAUGUCAAUGGUCAGUGGCACAUCAAGGAUGUUGGAAGCUCGUCGGGGACCUUUUUGAACCAUAUGCGUCUGAGCCAGCCGAAUAUGGUGUCGCGACUCUACACCAUCAAGGACGGCGAUAUUGUACAGCUGGGAAUCGACUUUCGCGGAGGGGAAGAGAUGAUAUUCCGGUGUGUGCGGAUCCGGAUUGAAUGCAAUCGGUCAUGGCAACAGCAGCCCAAUGAGUUCAACAAAAACACCGAAAGUCUGAUUAAGAACCUUGGCAAAGGUGAUACCGCGGACUACUCCGGUUGUCGCGAGUGUUCCAUCUGCCUCGGAUCUGUCCUGCGACCCUACCAGUGCCUGUUCAUGGCUGCCUGUGCCCACGUUUGGCAUUAUAAAUGUAUUAGUCGCUUGCUGCAUUCGCCGGAUUACCCCAUGUUCCAGUGUCCCAAUUGCCGUGCAUUCACGGAUCUGAGCGCAGAGGUUGACGAUUCCAAUGACCACGAUGGAAAAGACGAAGGGGAAAAAGGAUCAGCAGCGGUAGACCGAGACCAACCUCGAUCUGAGACCCAGUCGCCCGCAGACUUGCCAAACUCGACCGGCGAGCAAGGCAGCAAUUCCGAUGGAGCAGAACCACCCACCGAGGCAGAGAAUCUCCCGAUCUUGGAAGAAGGCGCAACACCGGUGACCGAAGUACCUGACAACCAGAGCUCGAGCUCUCCAGCCCCCGACUCAAGCAACGACGACCUCGCCCGCAGCGCGACCAUCAAUAUCCCCGGCUGGCAGCCAACCCAGCCGCUCAGCGUCCCUCCGGGGCGGCCCUCACAGCUUCGGUCCGAGACUCCCAUCCGCUCCGAAACGUCUGACGAUAAUCCAAUGACACCACGCAACGAUUCGGGGCCGCUCGCCUUCGAUGGACGAGCCGGGAUGCCAUGA